Molecule: messenger RNA, 461 nt
Organism: Saprolegnia parasitica CBS 223.65
Lineage: Eukaryota; Oomycota; Saprolegniomycetes; Saprolegniales; Saprolegniaceae
Exons: 5
Coding region: 76-396 (106 amino acids)
Cellular component (GO): endosome
Molecular function (GO): phosphatidylinositol binding
Source: RefSeq, a predicted model, not a curated record
GUGCACGAGUCAAUUCUGUUUCCACCGCCGACCGACCGCGUCCGCGUCAGCAUUCCGUCGUACACGAUCACGCGCAUGUCCUCGUCGUCCUUCGUGUCCUACAAGAUUCUGGUCACGACCGAAGACGAGACGUGGAGCGUGCGCCGCCGGUUUAGCGAUUUCGUGUUUCUACGCGACGAACUGCCCGAAUGCGUCAAGCUCGGCCCACUUUUCCCCGAAAAGACGCUUCUCAAGCAGUUCAACCCCAAGCGCAUCGACGCCCGGCGCGUCAAGCUCGAGCGCUACCUCAACGCCGUGUUGUCCCACCCGCACUUUGACGUGCAGAACUCGCUUGCACUAUGCGACUUUUUAGAGAUGGAAUAUGUCGCCGACGAAGCUGUCUACCAAGUCGUGUAGAUGUCUUGUCGGCGGCGCACCAGCGUCUCGAUCCUUAAUUAUUCCUGGCCUGUGGACCCGACCCC